AUGCCGCGCUCCUUCCUCGUCAGGAAGUCCGCCUGCCCCCGCCGGAGGCCCAACUACAGCGAGCUGCACGACUCCUCUCCAGAGUUCACCUUCCAGCAGCCCUACGACCAGGCCCACCUGCUGGCGGCCAUCCCGCCUCCCGAGGUCCUCAACCCCACGGCCUCCCUGCCCACGCUCAUCUGGGACUCUCUCCUGGCACCACAAGCCCAGCCAAUUGGCUGGCCCUCCCUCCUGCCCCGGGAGGUCCCCAAGGCGGUGGAGCUGACCUCCCUGUCGGAUGAGGACAGCGGGAAAGGCUCCCAGCCCCCCAGCCCGCCCUCGCCAGCUCCUUCCUCCUUCUCUUCCACCUCAGCCUCUUCCCUGGAGGCCGAAGGCUAUGCCGCCUUCCCAGGCUUGGGCCCGCUGCCCAAGCAGCUGUCUGGGCUCGCAGGGGCCAAGGACCCCCAGUCCCGCAAGGCCUUCAACUGCAAAUACUGCAACAAGGAAUACGUCAGCCUGGGCGCCCUCAAGAUGCACAUCCGAAGCCACACCCUGCCCUGCGUCUGUGGCACCUGCGGGAAGGCCUUCUCCAGGCCCUGGCUGCUCCAGGGCCACGUCCGGACCCACACCGGGGAGAAGCCCUUCUCCUGCUCCCACUGCAGCCGGGCCUUUGCCGACCGCUCCAACCUGCGGGCCCACCUCCAGACCCACUCCGACGUCAAGAAGUACCAGUGCAAGACGUGCUCCCGCACCUUCUCCCGCAUGUCCCUGCUCCACAAGCACCAGGAGUCCGGCUGCUCCGGGGGCCCCCGCUGA
This is a messenger RNA of Pipistrellus nathusii (Nathusius's pipistrelle), 795 nucleotides long. NCBI's taxonomy places the organism in Eukaryota, Metazoa, Chordata, Mammalia, Chiroptera, Vespertilionidae. The record is from the annotation of a GenBank genome assembly.